CACUCAGAGAGCGACGCGAGUGGAGGAGAGAGCGCGAGAGAGUGAGUUCUGCGCGCUCAGCUGGCACGGUGAUCUGGGUUACGCACCGGUCCUGCGCUCACAACAACACACAUCACCACCACCACCACCACCGGGGAACGGAACCAACCGGCUCGUGUGGAAUGAGUUUUUACGCACCGGGGAUAUGGCGGUGCGCGCUGACCCGGUAAUACCGUGUUAGAACCCUCCGUCCUCCUCCCCCUCCAUCAUCAGCCCCCAGAGGGGCGAGAAGCUGCGAUCAGGGGGAGGGGGGUGCUCCGAUUCUCACCGUUACCGAUUUAUCCCCCACUCCGUGUCGCGAGUGCCCGGUGGCCGUAGGUGGAAUGCGACUCACCACGGCCCUGACGUUUCUCACCGGCUGCGCCUUGAUUCUCUCGCCGGGCACCGGGGGUUGUGGCCCGGGCAGAGGUUACGGGAAGAGGCGGCCACCGAGAAAGCUGACGCCGCUCGCCUACAAACAGUUCAGCCCGAACGUGGCCGAGAAGACGCUGGGAGCGAGCGGCCGGUACGAGGGCAAGAUCACGCGCAACUCGGAGCGCUUCAAGGAGCUCACGCCGAACUACAACCCUGACAUCAUCUUCAAAGACGAGGAGAACACCGGCGCAGACCGGAUGAUGACGCAGAGGUGUAAGGACAAGCUGAACUCGCUGGCCAUCUCGGUGAUGAACCUGUGGCCAGGUGUGCGGCUGCGCGUGACGGAGGGCUGGGACGAGGACGGCCACCACUCGGAGGAGUCGCUGCACUACGAGGGCCGCGCCGUGGACAUCACCACGUCCGACCGCGACCGCCACAAGUACGCCAUGCUGGCCCGCCUGGCCGUGGAGGCCGGCUUCGACUGGGUCUACUACGAGUCCAAGGCCCACAUCCACUGCAGCGUCAAGUCAGAGAACUCGCUGGCGGCUAAGACAGGCGGCUGCUUCCCCGGGUCGUCGUGGGCGACCCUGGAGGACGGCAGUCAGCGUCUGAUGCGUGACCUUCGACCCGGAGACCACGUCCUGACCUCUACGGAGAGCGACGGCAGCGGCGGCCUCCUCUACAGCCCCGUGCUGACCUUCCUGCACCGCGACCCCGCGACCCGGAAGCACUUCUACGUCAUCACCACCGAGAGCGGCUCCCGCCUCUCCCUCACGGCCGCCCACCUCCUCUUCGCCUCGGACGGCCCGUGCAACGGAACCGCGACCGCGGGCGACGCCCACCUACGGACCGUAUUCGCCAGCGAUGUGCAGCCAGGGGCGUGCGUGGUGGUGGCGGCGGCGGCGGCGGCGGCGACCUCCUAUCCUCUAGAUGGCGCCGUUGAGGCGUGGUCGCGGCUCUCCCGCGUGGUGGGGGUGCAGGUCAGAGGUGAGCGGGGCGUGUUCGCGCCGCUGACGGAGCGCGGGACGCUGGUGGUGGACGGCGUGCUGGCCUCGUGCUACGCCGCGCUGGGGGACCAGGACCUCGCACACUGGGCCUUCGGCCCGCUCAGGACGCUCCUCCGCUGGACCGGACCCCUCCGGGACGGACCCCCCCGGGACCAGGCCUCCGGCCUGCACUGGUACGCUCGAGCCCUGCACUGGAUCGGAACCGCGGUUCUGGACUCAACACACUUCCAUCCCUGGGGGGUGUAG
Messenger RNA from Sardina pilchardus (European sardine), 1646 nucleotides. RefSeq names its product indian hedgehog B protein-like. Gene Ontology annotation, biological process: regulation of gene expression; intein-mediated protein splicing; cell fate specification. Gene Ontology annotation, molecular function: calcium ion binding; patched binding. Lineage: Eukaryota; Metazoa; Chordata; Actinopteri; Clupeiformes; Clupeidae. The coding region runs from base 363 to 1646 and encodes 427 amino acids. The record is from RefSeq and is a predicted model, not a curated record. The transcript is spliced from 3 exons.